GUGUGCUGGGCCCUGCCCCGCGCGCUGCACUCGGGGCUGGAUGCUCUGCUCUUGGGUUCUCUCUGCACUGACUGGCUCAGCACCACUGGACUGGCUUUUAGUACCAGUCACACUUAGAGAUCCAGAGAGUCCUGGGCUUUGCUCCUUGGAUAAUGUGAUCCUCUGCAGAUGAUUGUGCCACCCCAUUCCUACAGACAUUCCCGGUUCUCAGUGGGCUAAAACAACUCAAGGCUACUUUGUGCACAAAAGCAUUUUAACACCAAGAUUCGGGAAGCUGUGGAAGCUUUUAACGGGGAGGACUUUGCCUAAUGACUACAAAUGUAAUGUGUGUGGUAAAAAUGGUGCAGAAAUACCAGUCCCCAGUUCGAGUCUACAAAUAUCCCUUUGAGCUCGUCAUGGCAGCGUACGAGAAGCGCUUUCCUACCUGUCCAGAGAUCCCAGUGUUUCUGGGGAGUGAAAUCCUGCACGAAUCCAGGAGUGAGGACGGGGCUAUCCACGUCAUUGAGCGGAGCUGCAAACUGAACGUGGACGCUCCCAGGCUGCUGAAGAAGAUGGCAGGGGUGGAGUAUGUGUUCUUCAUCCAGAGGAACACUGUGAACUGGAGGGAGCGCACCCUGCGCAUCGAGGCCCACAACGAGACCUUCGCCAACCGCGUCGUGGUCCGGGAGACCUGCAGCUACUCCGUUCACCCUGAGAACGAGGAGUGGACGUGCUUUGAGCAGUCGGCGUCUCUCGACAUCAAGUCAUUCUUUGGCUUCGAGAGCACGGUGGAGAAAAUUGCCAUGAAGCAGUACACCUCCAACAUCAAACGGGGCAAGGAGGUGAUUGAGCACUACCUGAAGGAGCUGAUCUCCCAGGGGAUCACCUUCAUCCCGCGCUGGACCCCUCCGGCCGGGAGCGGGCGGGAUGAGCCAAGCCCGGCUGUGGGACACGAGCCUGGUGACAUCCCACUGGAUCCUGGGGCUCCUGGCUCCCCCUGCCCCUCUGCAGAGGCUGCCAGCCCCGAUGCUGACAAACUGGACGCCGAGUACAUCGAGCGCUACCUGGGCCAGCUGACGCCGCUGCAGGAGAGUUGCCUGAUCCGCCUGCGCCAGUGGCUGCAGGAGACACACAAGGGCAAGAUCCCCAAGGAUGAGCACAUCCUGCGCUUCCUGCGGGCUCGGGACUUCAACAUCGACAAGGCCCGGGAGAUGCUCUGCCAGUCGCUGUCCUGGCGCAAGCAGUACCAGGUGGAUUACAUCCUGCAGUCCUGGAGGCCCCCUGCCCUCCUGCAGGAGUACUACACGGGGGGGUGGCACUACCAGGACAAAGAUGGGCGGCCACUCUACAUCCUUCGGCUCGGCCAGAUGGACACGAAGGGUUUGGUGAAAGCUCUGGGAGAGGAGUCACUGCUGAGACACGUUCUGUCCAUUAACGAGGAAGGACAGAAGAGAUGUGAGGAAAACACCAAUAUCUUUGGCCGCCCCAUCACAUCCUGGACAUGCCUGGUGGACUUGGAAGGGCUCAACAUGCGGCACCUCUGGCGGCCCGGGGUGAAGGCCCUGCUCAGGAUCAUCGAGGUGGUGGAGGACAAUUACCCCGAAACCCUGGGGAGGCUCCUCAUCGUGAGAGCCCCCCGGGUGUUCCCUGUGCUCUGGACCCUGGUCAGUCCCUUUAUCAAUGAGAACACACGGCAGAAGUUCCUCAUUUACAGUGGGAAUAACUACCAGGGCUCAGGAGGGCUGGUGGACUAUGUGGAUAAAGAGGUGAUCCCAGACUUCCUGGGAGGAGACUGCAUGUGCACUGUCCCAGAAGGUGGCCUUGUCCCCAAGUCACUGUACCAAACCGAGGACGAGCCAGAGAACUCUGAUCACAUCCGGCUGUGGACAGAAACCAUCUACCAUUCUGCAAGUGUCCUCAGAGGAGCUCCACACGAGAUAGUCGUGGAGAUUCUGGAAGGGGAAUCUGUCAUCACCUGGGACUUCGACAUCCUGAAGGGGGACGUGGUGUUCAGCCUCUUCCACUCCAAACGAGCUCCUGAGCCAAGUCACAAAGAAUCCACGUUACCAGGUCCCUGUGCCGGGGACAACGUGCAGCUCAUCGACAGGACCUGGGUGCUGGGCGUGGAUUUCAGCCGUGUGGAGUCACCGCUGGUCUGCCGGGAGGGGGAGAGCAUCCAGGGGUCCCACGUGACGCGCUGGCCAGGGUUUUACAUCCUGCAGUGGAAGAUGCACGGCCCCCCUCCCUGCUCCAGCUCCAGCCUGCCCCGCGUGGACGAUGUCCUGGCCUCCCUGCAGGGCUCCGGCCACAAGUGCAAACUCAUCUACUACUACGAGGUGUUGGCCUCCAAGGACUUCAGGGGAUCCAUGUCGAGCCUGGAAUCUUGCAACAGCGGCUUUUCCCAGCUGAGUGGAGUCACGACAUCUUCCAGCCAGUCCCAGAGCAGCUCCCACCUUUCCAGAUAGCAGAGCCAAGGCUGCAGGGAAAGACCUCCUGGGCCUUCCUGCCCCCGGAGCUGCUCUGAGCCCCAAACCAAAGAGCUCCAGGGCUGAGCCUUGGGGCAGUUGUGUCGCAGCCAUUUGGACACAGAGAGGCCUCUGGGAGCUGCUUAAACCACAAGACCUGGAAUUCCAGUUGUGGGUUUGGAGUUCUGGAGCAGCUGCUGCUCCUCAGGGGUCUCUUGGAUGGAUUUUGGCUGGAUGUCAGUUGGCAGGGAUCGCUCCAAAGGGCUUCUCCCAUCGGUCCUUCCCAUGUGUGGCAGAGGAGGCUGAUGUUGCCUUACCUGUUGGACCUUUUGGUUAUUCCUGGGUAGCACAACUCCUGGAGUUUCCUGGGUGCCCACAGGGCUCCACCAGACACUCGAGUUGGGCAUUCCAGGGGCCGGGCCUUGGAAGGACACCUUGGUACAGGUAGGAGAGUUCAGAAAUCACUUCCAGGUCGAACCAAAAACCUCUCCUGGUCUGGCAGGAUGUUACUGGGAAAUGUGGUGGAUUUUUGUAACCCUGCUGAGACAAAGUCAAAACAGUUUUCUGGAAAGUCCAGGCAGGGAAUCUGCCUCCAGCAAGUGGCAUCUUCCUAAAGGUAAACUAUUGUUCUUUCUCCUCAGGUUUACAGCAAUAAUGAGUAGGUCUGUCCCAUCCCUGAGUGGAUGGGAACUGAAUCCAAUUCUAAAGGGCUAAGCAAAGCAAUAUUUGAUUUCCUGAAGGCACAAGAUUUUCUGGCAGUAACUUGCUUACAGUUCCUGCAGAACUUGCUUCUUUAAAACAUGAGCUCACUUGAAACCUUUCAAAGAGGCCUGUAUGUAUGUAAGCACUUACUGAAGCCUAUUUAUUCAAUGCUAGCUUAUUUUAAAUUAAUUUUUAACUUAUUUAUAAUGUCAGAAAUGACUAUUUAUUAAAUCCAGCCACCUUUUUUAAUGGGAUGAACUUUGAUUUUAGAAAGGAAUAGCUGGUUGUCUUCAAUCCCAAGAAGUCUUUCUACUUAAAUCCCAAUCUUUGUGAUCCCUGGAUGUUCUUGCAAAAAGGGCUGCACCGUGCAGAACACUGGGGUGAGGGCUGUGUCACCUUCCCUGCAAGGGAAAGGGAGACUCCAGUGCUUUUUGGACUGUUUCUUAGGAUUAAGAAGCCAGGAUUGAGUUCAGGAGUUGUCAUGAAGAUUCACUGUCUUCCUGCACCCCAAAAAUCCCGUGUUUGUCCCUCAUCUCCACUGGUGGUUCGUGUGGUCGGGCUGGGGAGUGAAGUUAUCCCUGUUCUUGUCCCCGUGGCAACAAGAUGAGAACAGGCAUCAAAUACUCCCCAAGUUCUUGUUCACACUGAUGGAAUCUGGGCAGUCCUUCCUUCCCACCCUGCUGGUUUAAUUCCUGGGUUGGAAGCACCAGGUGCUGCCAAAGGAGCCCAAAUAUUCCGAACGAUGGGAGGGGAGAACUUGAUGUGUUUGAGUUGUUUGGUGAUUUUUUUUUUUUAAAGGAUUGGAGCCAAGGGAAUCACUCUCCCACCUUGCAGGGCUCAGGGAAGUUCUGAUUUCCAAGGAUUCCCCAGUUGUUCCAUGGACUUUUAGCAUUUGUCCCACACAAGUGAAACUUCUGUCUCCAGCAUUUCAGCAUAAAUGGAGUCUGAGAGAGUGGGACAAGUAUCACCUUUCCUCUGGAAAAUCAGGAGUUUUGACAGUAAAAGUGCAUGUGUGUA
Molecule: messenger RNA, 4163 nt
Organism: Manacus vitellinus (golden-collared manakin)
Lineage: Eukaryota; Metazoa; Chordata; Aves; Passeriformes; Pipridae
Gene: SEC14L5
Product: SEC14 like lipid binding 5
Exons: 17
Coding region: 309-2444 (711 amino acids)
Cellular component (GO): cytoplasm
Source: RefSeq, a predicted model, not a curated record